Molecule: messenger RNA, 1363 nt
Organism: Rhinolophus ferrumequinum (greater horseshoe bat)
Lineage: Eukaryota; Metazoa; Chordata; Mammalia; Chiroptera; Rhinolophidae
Gene: NPFFR1
Product: neuropeptide FF receptor 1
Exons: 4
Coding region: 1-1338 (445 amino acids)
Biological process (GO): G protein-coupled receptor signaling pathway
Cellular component (GO): membrane
Molecular function (GO): neuropeptide receptor activity; peptide binding
Source: RefSeq, a predicted model, not a curated record
AUGUUGGAGAACCAGCCUCCUGACCCCUAUGUUCCUUUGCUCCUAGGGGCGCCCUCCCAGCCUUCCAACAGCAGCUGGCCCCCAAGCCAGAACGGGAGUCACACUGAGGCCACCCCGGCCGCCAACCUCACCUUCUCCUCCUACUACCAGCACUCCUCCCCAGUGGCAGCCAUGUUCAUCGUGGCCUACGUGCUCAUCUUCCUCCUCUGCAUGGUGGGCAACACCCUGGUCUGUUUCAUCGUGCUCAAGAACCGGCACAUGCGCACUGUCACCAACAUAUUCAUUCUCAACCUGGCCAUCAGUGACCUGCUGGUGGGCGUCUUCUGCAUGCCUACCACCCUGGUGGACAAUCUCAUCACAGGGUGGCCCUUUGACAAUGCCACAUGCAAGAUGAGCGGCCUGGUGCAGGGCAUGUCCGUGUCAGCUUCCGUUUUCACACUGGUGGCCAUUGCCGUGGAAAGAUUCCGCUGCAUCAUGCACCCUUUCCGGGAGAAGCUGACCCUGCAGAAGGCGCUGGUCACCAUCGCGGUUAUCUGGGCCCUGGCUCUGCUCAUCAUGUCCCCCUCGGCCGUCAUGCUGACUGUCACGCGCGAGGAGCACCAUUUCAUGGUGGACGCCCACAACCGCUCAUACCCGCUCUACUCGUGCUGGGAGGCUUGGCCCAAGGAGAGCAUGCGCCAAGUCUACACUACCGUGCUCUUCUCACACAUCUACCUGGCGCCCCUCAUACUCAUCGUCGUCAUGUAUGCCCGCAUCGCCCGCAGGCUGGUCAAGGCCUCGGGCCCCGGCCAGGCCCGCGAGGAGGCAGCGGCGGACGGCCGGCGCGGGGGCCGGCGCAAGGCCAGGGUGGUGCAUAUGCUGGUCGUGGUGGCGCUUUUCUUCACGCUGUCCUGGCUGCCGCUCUGGGCGCUGCUGCUGCUCAUUGACUAUGGGCAGCUCAGCGAGCCGCAGCUGCACUUGAUCUCAGUCUAUGGCUUCCCCUUCGCCCACUGGCUGGCCUUCUUCAACAGCAGCGCCAACCCCAUCAUCUACGGCUACUUCAAUGAGAACUUCCACCGCAGCUUCCAGGUGGCCUUCCGUGCUCAGCUCUGCCCACCGCAAUGGGGGAGCCACAGGCUGGCCUACUCAGAGCGGUCCCGCAGGCUCCUACGCUCGCGGGUCUUCGUGGAGGUGCAGCCCAGCGACUCAGGUCUGCCCUCCGAGUCGGGGCCCAGCAGUGGCGCCCCCAGGCCUGGCCACCUCCCACUGCGCAAUGGCUGGGUGGCCCACCAAGGCUUGGCCAGGGAAGGCCCUGGCUGCGCCCACCUGCCCCUCAGCAUACCGGCCUGGCAUAUUUGAGUAGUAUAGGGACCCUGGCUGGACA